Molecule: messenger RNA, 3090 nt
Organism: Phaeodactylum tricornutum CCAP 1055/1
Lineage: Eukaryota; Bacillariophyta; Bacillariophyceae; Surirellales; Neidiaceae
Exons: 2
Coding region: 211-3090 (959 amino acids)
Biological process (GO): lipid metabolic process
Cellular component (GO): cytoplasm
Source: RefSeq, a predicted model, not a curated record
CUAGUACCUAAUUAGCUAUCAAACAAAAGUCUGCUUUGAGUCCGUAACUGUAGAGACCCGAGACCCGCUACGAGUGUUGUACUUUCAUGCCUCGCUGCUACUCACCCUGGCCCCCGUCGGUUCUGUCGUCAAUCACCGCCCCUUGAAGUGGAAGGACCAACGACUGUAUACACCUCUCGGUAUUCAUUCUUUCCCCGUUUCGAUCCCGUGAUGAUGAAGGCGUUUCGGAAAAUCAUCGUCACCGACAAUGUGAACAAAAUUCCUUGUUCCAGCCUUGUGAGGAGUCGAGUGAAUGCGCAACAACACGAGACGCUCCGUGCACCCGGUCCGAACAGCUGGACGAAACGAAUAGUUGUGCUGAUACAUAUUAGUCUGGCACUACUUCCAAAUAUCUGUUCAGCAAGCCUAGCCAAUCCAUUGCAAUCAAAAUUUGAGAACGACGCUGACAAGACGGAGCCUCCCGAGCAAGAAAAUAAAGCGUUUAUAGAAUACGAGACUCGAAGCGAUGCCAAGGAUCGUUCCUCGAACUCGGACGAUAACGUGGAAGACUCUAUGUACGAUCCUCUCCAAAUCGACCCGGAGUGCGGAUACGAGGAUUGUUGGAGUCCGCCCGAAAGUACAAUGGAACAAAUAACUACUGCAGGGGUCGACGCCACGUGCAGUUACGGCGGUGUCGACCCGGAUGGACUAUUCCAAGCGGAGGACGAGGAAAGUCGGGAACGCUGCACUACCCAGCAAGAAAUGAUUGUGGACAAGCAUUGGGGGUCCGAUCCACAUAUUAUUCAAAUGCGAGAUAAGUUACGUCAAUCGGGUAGUGGUAUUUCGAGCAAGCAUGAGCGGUUGAAGAAAAUCAACGAUACAGCCACCGGUUCCACUACCCCCACCAACCACGCCACAGCAAAAGCUAACGAAUCGGACACUGUGAACAAACGACCGCCAAUAUUUCUCAUGCCUGGUUUGGCAUCGACUCGCCUCGUAGCUUGGCGUUUUAAAUCGUGUCCACAUCAUCCACUGCUCAGUGACAUCAAAGUACAAGACUAUGUUUGGCUCAACAUCAACCUUGUCAUGCAGAUGGGGACCAUUGACGUUUCUUGCAUGAAGGAAUGUCUUCAGCUAGGAUGGAAUCAAACAGAUACCGACGAUAUCGAAAUUGGAUGCAAGCUACGCCCUGAUGAAGGAUUGGACGCAAUUUCUAGUCUAUCUCCUGGUGGAAUCAGUACAAAACUUCUAGUGGGAGGUACCAACACUGUAUAUGCAUGGCUUGUUCAAUGGUUGGCCGACAACCUUGGUUACGACGUCAGCAACAUCGUUGGAUUGCCCUAUGACUGGCGGCUGUCACCUGACAAAAUGCAAUCUCGUGAUGGCUUUCUAACCCUGACACGCCGUCGGAUUGAAGCCGCGGUUCAGUCCAACGGGAAACCUGGUAUUAUGGUGGCACACAGUAUGGGCAAUCUUAUUUUUCGAUACUUUCUGGAAUGGCUCAAAACAGAACUUCAGCAAGAAGCCUUUCACCGCUACGUCAAGCAAGCUGACCGACGAGCCAAAAUGAAACAAAAGGCAGCUAGAAACCUUGAAGACGAAGCGAGCACUGAUACUUCCUACUUGUCUGGUUGGGUGACAGGCUUUGACGAAUGGUGGAGCGGUUCUCCCGCUGACGAAACGGAUAUCGCUUCACGUAACGCCAAAUUGUGGGAGCUCGCCCAAAUGGAAGGCGAAACAGCAUGGUAUGAAUGGAUUGAAACGCAUAUCUGGACCUAUAUUGGAUUGUCGUCCCCGAUGCUGGGUGCCAUAAAUCCGUUGCGUGCGGUCAUCUCGGGGGAGAACAUGGGUGUACCAAUGGAAGAUUCGACGGCCCGUGAAAUGGAGAUAACGUUCGGGAGUACACACACCGUCAAUCCACUCAGUACCAAAGAGGGCUUUUGUGAUCGCUGGGACUUCGACGAUUGGGGCGACGAGGAGUUGGCUACAACGUCGGCUAGGACGGCUCAAAUGAACAAGCACCAGGCACACGUUGACUCGAGGCUCGCCUGCUUAGACGAUAUCGUUACCGAAAUCGAAGGUUUGGCAGAAGAUCAAGGCAACAGGGAUCCUUGGAAAAACUAUCCCGCUCUGAAAGCGUUGUUACUUGACCGAGAAGACUGGGAUUCAGAUCAACCAAUGGUGCAGAUCACCACCGAAUACUGCGAUGAAAAGGAAAAGUCUCCAUGUGCCAUCAACUCAACAUUCAACAUUGGUCCGUUAGAUGUCCAAUCCGGGGAGAUAUUUACCAAAAUUAACAAAGUUUGGCGCGAAGAGCUAGAUCCGCUGAAAGUUAAGAAAGAGCAGCUUGAAGAGUCCUUUUGGAAUACUGCCGUUCCUAACAUGUUGAAUUCAUCUUGGGAGCGACCUUUGAUAAAACACGUGAUUAUGGCUUAUGGCGUCGACGUUCCUACCGAAGUGGGUUACACAUACCGCAAACGCGUUAUUAAAGAUACUUCAUUGAUAGAAGGGGAAUACGACGGGAUUCCCAAUCUUCAGCGUGCUUUGUGGGAAGACGCCGGAGGAACUUUGUACGAAGAACGUUUUGAUGUUCAACGCGGUGGCUUUGGCGAAAUGCUGGGCAAGAAGCGCCCGCGACGGACGAAAAUUGCUGAUGGAUCAUUGCACCACAGUGGUGACGGAAGCGUUCCCUAUCUAUCCCUCAUGUGGGCGCACACAUGGCUACUCCAUGCGGUGCGUGCGUUGCGGCACGACGGCUCCGAAGGCCCUAAAAACCCUCUAGACGGCAUCGAAAUUAGCCACCGCCCCAAAGGAGCAAUGGAAUGGAUGAAAGGAUCGCCACCGAAAAGUGUUACAAUUCUAGGCGGAGACAAAAAAUACGAAGAGAGUUCCGACACUGGGACAGCCCAUCCCCACGGCACCAAAUAUAAACCAGAAAUGAUUCGGUAUCACUCGGCAGGGACCAGUCGAACAACAGGGAUUGAGUACACAACCACUGUUCUAGAAGCGUUGCGGGUCGAACACAAGGAGACAACUCGAAAUUACGAUAUUCUCGCUGCAGUGUUCACAGAUGUCUUGCGCAAGAUGCACGACGACUUGAACAUUGUAUAA